Messenger RNA from Myxocyprinus asiaticus (Chinese sucker), 1057 nucleotides. RefSeq names its product nanos homolog 3 (gene nanos3). The transcript has a single exon. Gene Ontology annotation, biological process: oogenesis; negative regulation of translation. Gene Ontology annotation, cellular component: perinuclear region of cytoplasm. The record is from RefSeq and is a predicted model, not a curated record. Lineage: Eukaryota; Metazoa; Chordata; Actinopteri; Cypriniformes; Catostomidae. Bases 73 to 594 code for a protein of 173 amino acids. Gene Ontology annotation, molecular function: mRNA binding; zinc ion binding.
UAAUAACCCAUGCGUGUUCUGCGUGCUCACGGUUUGUUUUGAUCGCUGUCGGUGAGUGCAUGCGCUCGUGAUAUGGCCUUCUCUCUGUUCCCGUACUUCCUGUCGAUUUAUGGAUCUAUGGAGUCUAAAAAUCGCGACUUUCAGCCCUGGAGAGACUACAUGGGAUUAGCGGAGAUGAUCAGAGCGAUGCAGCGGACACCUGCGGCACUUUCAGAGCGUCAGGUCGAGAGCUCGCGAUGUGGUGACAAGAGCGAAGAUGCCGCCGCGACCAUGGAGUCUCCAAACACCCCCAACAAGCGUACGCGCACGGCUCCGGUGAGGGAAAAGGGGGGCGCGGAACCCGCAACGCCCGGCAAGAGCAUCAGCAGCCCACCCGACAAAAAGUUCUGCAGCUUCUGCAAACAUAACGGCGAGUCGGAGGCGGUGUUCGCCUCGCAUUAUUUAAAGGACCGAAACGGAGACGUGGUGUGUCCGUACUUGAGCCAGUACGUGUGUCCGCAGUGCGGGGCCACAGGAGCUAAAGCGCACACCAAGAGGUUCUGCCCACUCGUGGAUGAGACUUACAGCUCCGUGUAUGUCAGAUCGACAUGGUGAAACUGGACUGGAUUUUGCCCAAGAUGUGGACGAGACACAUUGUAGGCUACUCACAGUCAGGAUUUUGUUAAAUGGAAAGGAGGACAUUUUUUCUAAAGGUUUUAAUGUUUAAGUUUAACCAUUUAAGUGUUUGUUUUAUCUGUAACACCCACGGCUUGUGUCCGAGUUUGCAUGCAUGUAUAUGUGCUUCCACGGUUUGAUUUUGCACUUUCUGCCAUUUCUUUGUGUGCACUAUGGUGGUGUGUGUUUCAUUUGGGGGUUUGGUUUUGUUUUAUCCCUUUUAAACAAACUUGUACACAUGCCAGUAGGCUCGCUACAGGUGCAACAGAGUUUGAACAUCCGACACUAUUAACAAGCUCUUGCUUGUUUAACUUGAUAAAAAAAAAAAAAAAGUCUUUGCAUUUGAUAUACUUUUAAUAUAAGACUCUUUGGUGCAAUUUUUUAAAAGUAGUUUAUGUGAAUA